This is a messenger RNA of Perognathus longimembris pacificus (Pacific pocket mouse), 820 nucleotides long. Its product is annotated as protein SDA1 homolog. Gene Ontology annotation, cellular component: nucleolus. NCBI's taxonomy places the organism in Eukaryota, Metazoa, Chordata, Mammalia, Rodentia, Heteromyidae. Gene Ontology annotation, biological process: ribosomal large subunit biogenesis; ribosomal large subunit export from nucleus. The annotation marks the transcript as partial. The record is from RefSeq and is a predicted model, not a curated record. The transcript has 10 exons.
AUGGUGCCUCAUGUUAUGGGGAUUUUUUUCUGUUCUGAGACAUUCUGCAAAGCUUUGAUCUUGCUGAGAAAUAAGAACCUCAUCAAUCCAUCAAGUUUGCUGGAGCUCUUCUUUGAACUUCUUCGUUGCCAUGAUAAGCUCCUGCGAAAGACUUUAUACACACAUAUUGUGACUGACAUCAAGAACAUAAAUGCAAAACACAAGAACAAUAAAGUGAAUAUAGUGUUACAGAAUUUCAUGUACACCAUGCUAAGAGACAGCAAUGCCACUGCAGCCAAGAUGUCUUUGGAUGUGAUGAUCGAACUUUAUAGAAGAAACAUCUGGAAUGAUGCCAAAACCGUGAAUGUUAUCACAACUGCUUGUUUCUCAAAGAUCACCAAGAUAUUAGUGGCUGCUUUGACAUUCUUCCUUGGGAAAGAUGAAGAUGAGAAACAGGACAGCGACUCAGAAUCUGAGGAUGAAGGACCCACAGCAAGAGACCUGCUGGUUCAGUAUGCCACCGGGAAGAAGAGCGCCAAAAACAAGAAGAAGCUGGAGAAGGCGAUGAAGGUGCUUAAGAAACAAAAGAAAAAGAAGAAGCCAGAGGUGUUUAACUUUUCAGCUAUUCACUUGAUUCAUGAUCCUCAAGAUUUUGCGGAAAAACUCCUGAAGCAGCUAGAGAGCUAUAAGGAGAGGUUUGAAGUGAAGAUGAUGCUCAUGAACCUCAUCUCCAGAUUGGUGGGGAUUCACGAGUGGGCGACACAGCUGACUGCUCCCGCCACCAAGGCUCUGCCAGUGAACAUGGGCCACAUUAAGAGGGCUGCCAGGUGCCAUGCCAGAG